AUCUCUGCGUUACCGUAGAGCAGGAAGGAGCUUCUCGGCCAUGGCGCGUACGAAGCAGACGGCGCGUAAGUCGACGGGCGGGAAGGCGCCCCGCAAGCAGCUGGCCACCAAGGCGGCCCGCAAGAGCGCGCCGGCCACGGGCGGCGUGAAGAAGCCGCACCGCUACCGGCCCGGCACGGUGGCGCUGCGCGAGAUCCGGCGCUACCAGAAGUCCACGGAGCUGCUGAUCCGCAAGCUGCCCUUCCAGCGCCUGGUGCGCGAGAUCGCGCAGGACUUCAAGACCGACCUGCGCUUCCAGAGCUCGGCCGUCAUGGCGCUGCAGGAGGCGAGCGAGGCCUACCUGGUGGGGCUCUUCGAGGACACCAACCUGUGCGCCAUCCACGCCAAGCGCGUCACCAUCAUGCCCAAGGACAUCCAGCUCGCCCGCCGCAUCCGCGGGGAGCGCGCCUGAGGCCGCCGCCCAUCCCCCUUCUCUUCCGGUAGAGGCGGAGGCAGCCCACACAGACCCAAAGGCUCUUUUAAGAGCCACUC
Gallus gallus (chicken) is the source of this 531-nucleotide messenger RNA. It is a transcript of the gene H3C36, whose product is annotated as histone cluster 1 H3 family member a. Gene Ontology annotation, cellular component: nucleosome. The transcript has a single exon. Gene Ontology annotation, molecular function: structural constituent of chromatin; protein heterodimerization activity; DNA binding. The coding region runs from base 41 to 451 and encodes 136 amino acids. The record is from RefSeq and is a predicted model, not a curated record. NCBI's taxonomy places the organism in Eukaryota, Metazoa, Chordata, Aves, Galliformes, Phasianidae.